AGGCAGCCUCAGAGCACGGUUGGCUGGCGGAAAGUAGCUGCAGUGUCCUGGCAACAUAUCUGUCCAAAACGUUCACUAAAACUGUCCCGGAAAGUUAGGUGUAACUAAAAGGUCAUAUGCAUGCCGAGGUGAUGUUUGCAAGAUUUGACAGCUGCUCAGCAGAGAGAAACCCCUACUGCGGCUUCAUAUAGGAGGACACCGUGUAUGUUAAUGGAAGUGAUGACUAAGGGGAUGAAUUGAAUCAGUGUGACAAGGGAAUAGCCAACCAGUACUUUUGGACGGGAACCGAUGGGCUGUCCAAGCUUGCGAUGCCAACUGCAAAAGACAAAGGCGGCUCAACGUCCCACCGCUACCGGCCUGCCUCAGAAUAUGAUGAUGCCACCCUCAACCAAAAGAGACAAUACUGGAGAAACAAGAAACGAGAACAGAGGGCCCGACUGACAGAGCGCAGACGGAAGUCCACACAAAACGGUCAAGGGGGAAAGUUCUUACAUCCUCAUGCCCCUGCAGCCGGGAAUUCCACUCUCUCCGGCUCUUUUGCUGCUUUCUCCUCUCCUUUGCAGAGUAAUGAUGGCUCGUACAAAACCAAUGUAUCCCCUGCACCACAGAGAGGAAAAAGAGUAGGGGAGAGCUCAAUUGAAGGCCCUGGCAGGAAGGAGAAGUGGCUCAGUACAGUGGAACUCAACAAGGUCUUGCCUCAGUUGACAGCAUCAAGUUCCAUCCCUGCCAAAGUUGCUAGGCGCAACACAGCUACAGUAAGAGGUGCUGUGAGCAGAGCUGUUGCCUCACACACUGGAACCCAGCUGAACCCCCGCUCCUCUGUGCCUCCAGUCAGAGUGACCAGAGCUACCAAUGGCAGCUCUGCUAAAACACAACCUCAGCCAUGUGUGUCUAUGCAGGGUCCAUCAGUCCCAAAAACGCAGCAAAAGGCACAAGUUGCAUUACGCGUUCAGCCCACACUCUCAGCCCCCAAUGUGACCACAGGUAUGAUUAUUAUGUCUUCUCCAUGUGUCCCGGUUUGUAUUAAAACAGAGGGCAGAACAGCAACACCUCAGAGUGGAACAAAGAGUGCCUUGGUCACCGUGCAUAGGGCCCAAGGUGUUAGCAACUCGCAGUCUCUCCUGGAGCCAGAGGAGCAGAGAGCAGCCAGGCGCAGAGAGCAAUGGCGGAUCAAAAAGCGACAGCAGAGAGCAAAGCAGGCAGCGCAGAACGCUAAAGCUAGGGAAAAGACGCAGAGCAGUGAGAUGACGUUAGCAAGGCAAACAGCACAAAAAGCGGGACUUGUAGGCGGCGCCAUUCUUCAGCAUCUUCCAUCUCAGUCGUUUUUGAGAGGAGCCGUCCAGAAGCAGUGUCCUACUCGGGUAAAAACUUCCUUUACAUCUGCCAAAAGGGACAUUUUUAAAGUGCAAGGUGGGGCAGCAAUGUUAACUACAGUUAACCUGCAAACUAACCGGAUUACAGUACCAAACCCACAUGGGAAUAGGACACCACAGACAGCCAUCAGAUGUAAUGUUAUUUCCAUUAGAAAGCCAGGGGAGUCACAGAGGAAAGUUCCAAGUUAUGUAAAUAUUUCUAAUGUUUCCAGAGGGAUCGCUCGCUGUAAAACACCUAGGCAAAGGUUUAUCGAUGCCCAGAGGAAUUUCAUGAAUCAAAGAAACAUAAGAUGUAAAUCCCCAUUUCUUGCUUCAGUCUUUGGUAGCAGAAAUAUGCCCCAAAUCGACCCCAACGACACACCUGAGCAGAUAAUAGCCAAACGGCGAGAGUAUUGGCGGAUAAAGAAGCGCGAGCAGCGAGCUAAGCUGUCCAUGGAAGUAAGGGUUCGUUUGAAGGAGAAGGACUCCCUGAUGCGCAGAGUGAAGCGUUACCAGAACAUCCUGGAGGAGAUGCGGAGGGCCAGAGCGAUGGCCCAAUCGGGAGGAAGCACCCUUACCCACGCCUCUGAGACCAUUGGAGGGUUCAUCAAAGAGGACGGGACAGUGAGCAUUAACAUUCCCCAGGAUUCUACAGAUCACAACACAGCAGCAUGUAAAAGUGAAGAAGAGUGUCAUGUAGAAUCUAAUAAUACACCCAUCGUAAAAACUGAGCCACCUGAUACUAAACAGAGAGGUACUACACCCGUUCGUGUAAACCAGCUCCACCCUGCACCUCGCCCAACUCAGGUAAGAGUCACUAUUCCUCUUGCUGGACAGUCGGUCAACACGCCUCCAAGAGUACUGUUAAUCAGACCAAGGACUCAACUUGAAAGCACAACUGUUUCUAAUUCACACAAGUCAGCAAUCCAAACCGUCAGUCAGAUCAGACUCACUCAUCCUCAGAUCUCUCAAAAUACUGCUACUGUCGGAUCGACAGCAGGGUCAAACCUCGGUGGGUGUGUCAUGAAAAUGACCGUCUCCAGUAGUGCACCGUCUCUAUCAGCGCUCUCUCUGGAUCCAGCGCUGACAGAGGAGGAGAGGAUGGCUAAAAAGAGGGAGUACUGGAGGAUAAAGAAACGAGAGCAGAGGGCAGCUCGCUCUGCUCGACUGAAGCAGGGGGUUUUACAUGCGAGGGCCACUGCGGCCUUACAGAGGAGGAGGGCCCAGAAGCAAGCACCAGGAACCACUGCCACACAAGGUAGAAGUCUCACAGGAAAUGCACAAUCCCCCCCCAACAACAGCGUGCCUGUUACGCCAAAUGCAAAUGAGAUAAAACAGGAGUCUGAGCCUAUGCCAGCAGUUGACCUAAAUUAUCAACCAGAACAUGCCAUCUGUCCAGAAAUCAAGCCCCCCACCUCCCCACCACCACCAACACCACCACCUCCAGCGCCUCAGCCGGAGCCUGACCCAGCUCUGAAUUCAGACAGCCAGGCUACCACUCUGCUAGCCGUGGCUUCCAUGAAGAAACUCCUGGAAGAAUCACUAAGCACAGUGACCCACAUUAAAAUAGAGUCAAAUGAGGGGGCCUCACAGCAAGAGAUGAACCCCAAUUCACCCCAGAAUGAGGGGGCUCCAAUUGCUGCUGACUUGACAUUGGAGAUAAAAAGCUGGCAGCCAGAUAGCGAUGCUUUGGUACCUGCGGGUUCACAAAGCCCUCUUCUCAAGGAUGCAUCCCAAAGUAGCGACACACUUCCACAUCCUCCCGAUUCCAACGAGGUAGUCUUGAAUCCUACCUGUGAGCACUCAUCCCAAACCUCUUCCAAUUUCAAAUUGGACCCCUCCAUGGAAGAUUCUGACAUCCCAUCUUCACCAAACAGAACCAUGAGUCCUCAAACCAAAACAGAAAGCCAUCAAAGCAGCAGCAGUUCCCCAGAGCCGCCAAAGCUACAUCACCUUCCCAUGGUUCCACUGCAACUACAGCAGCAACACUGUGAACAACUUUUACAGGCCCCAGAAGAAGGCCAAAACUCACCGUCAGCACCAGGACCUUGCAGCUUGGGGGCCGAGCAGGGCGGUAUGAUGAGCCUGCAGAGGAAGAGGGAGUACUGGAAGCUGAUGAAGAGGCAGCAGAGGGCCAGGUUAAGAGCGAGGCAGAGAGAACGACAGGGGGAAUGCAGCAGCCGACUAAAAAACAUUCAGGCUCCAGGUCGGGUUAUUGUUACCACUGUGAAGGCUGUGAGUCCUCCAGCCAAACGAGCCCUCCAGCCCAAGCCAUCCACUUCCUCUCUGACUGCAGUGAGCAGUGUCCCCACAGUCCUGCUGGUUAGCCCCACCACAUGUGGUGCUAAACAGUCCCCUGACACGAUCCGGGUCAAACUGCCCGUCACCAGUGUGUCCUGUCCACCCAGGAUUCAGCAUAACCACAUGAACAUUGGGCAGAAAGUGUCCACUCAUCUAGCAGAUCACGAGAAUCGACAGCAAGGCAUGACACAAAAGUGGACGCCAACACACACAGGUGUAGACAAACCCCCCUUCCUGCCUACUCUGAAGCCCCCAGCGAACCCGCUUUCCAGCAUCAACCUGCAACCUAUUGAACCCCCUCACACUCCAAAUUCCAGUCCAAUUAAAAUCCCUUGUGCUCAGCUUCAGAGCGCCAAUCACAUGAUACAAAGUCCGCCACUGACCAGCACCAUGGUUCCACCAAAGCCCAUUCCAGGGGAGUCUGAGGAGGACUUCCUGAGGAGGAAGAGGGAGUACUGGAGGAUAAAGAAGAAGGAGCAGAGAGCCAGGAAGGCCAUCAAGGACAAGGGGAUCUCCCCGAGGAGAACACCCAACAACCUGAGGUCCAUCCUGCCGGCCCAGGAUCUGCAUACACAGGAUUCUGGUCAGUGGGUGAGCUCCUCCGAGGAGUCGGAACAUCUAAUGAGCACGUCAGAGGACGCUGACCCAGCUUCCUUUUCAUUCUCAAACUUCACAGCUUCAGUAGAAGAUGAGUCGGCGCUUCUGUUCGAUGACUAUGAGGACCACGAUGAAGAGGAGGGUCCCGUCUCGGACGCGGUGUGGAGGAACCGCUACCUCAUGGACUACGAUCCUCUCAACCAGCUGCUGGUGUGCAUGGUGUGCGGGGAGCUGCAGUACUCCCACAGCCUGGAGGGGGUGAGGGCUCACAUCGACGAGGCUCACCCCCACACCCUGAGCCUGGAGCCUGGGGAGCAGCGACAGAUCCUGGAGGCCUGGGACGAGCAGGUGUCCCAGAGAGAGCGCUUCUUCACCAGCCAACUGCAGCAGCAGAGCGGGGUCUGACAGGAGAACAGGAACUGGAGCGCAGAGGGUAUGACUGCAGGACACAACGGAAAACCACCCAGGAGAGAACACUCAAACGUUGUCUUAUUUAUAUAUUGUUAUUCCAUUUUUUUGUACCUUCAUAGAAAGUCAUCUUGAAAUAAUGCUGUAUAGGGAACAUCCAACCCUAAAGCAGCUUUACCUCAUUUCAUAGCAGGGUUGUAAGGUUGGAUUAUGAAUGAAAGUAUUACUUUUUUUUUACAUUGAAGUUAUUACAGCUGAGAUACUGUGAUGAUAUUCAAAAGAUGAGUCAAACAUUCUGGGAAACAAUGUCUUUGUACUAACAGAAGCUGAAGAAUCGAGGACCUUUCUUUGUGAAACACACAGAUCAGAAUUCCUACUUCCUGAAAUCUGCUAUCAUUCCUCAUAAACCAAACAGACUUAUUCCAAUACAGACGAUGCUCUUGAUACAGGACUAAAACUAUCAUAGAGAAUAAAUUUAACUCCAGGAUUAUAGCAGUUUUCCCUCAUUUUCAAAGAUUCUGUGCAUCGGUCAACCCUACGUAUGGAAAAAAUCCAACAAAUGAUUUUCAAUCUCUUAUACAGCAGUCAUUUUCAAACUGGUUUCUGUCAUCAUCUGUUAGACCAUGCUAAUAUAACCUGCUGCUGGAUAACAGAUAAACAGUAAUGUUACCAUUUCCCCAAAAGGUUUCCAAAAAGUGGAAAACCUCCAAAUCUGAAAAGUGCAUCCGUUGCAGAAGUGCCUUAAACCUGCGUCCUCUCUAAUGGAAAGCAGGGGGCGACUUCACUGUCAGAUUGUAUAGAAGUUAAUGAAAAAAUGACCAACCUAUGACUUGAUUUAUUACCUCAGUAAAUGUUUUCCUAACAAGUUUAUUGGCUCAAUUGCUAGUUUACAAUUUUUCUACUGAGCAUGAUUCUCAUUUGGUCCACUAUGAUUCAAUUUAGGGCAAAAUAGAGAAUAAAGCCCGUUAUGCUUUGGAGCAUGACUUUUUGGGAUUUACAAGCUGCUGCUGUGUCGUCUUGUUUGAGGGUUUUAGAACAUAAGCCACGACUAUCAAAUCAUUUCUCUCGUUCAGCUGUACUAAGUAAACUGUGGGACAUUUUACUUCUAUUAAAUGUAGGAAUAGUUUACAUCAGACAUUGUUGAGCAAUUCAACUCAUUAAUGAAUUGAGUAAACAGUCAGAUUUUAACCAUUUUUCAUCAGAACAAAACUAUGCUUGUUUUAAGGCAUUAAACAGUACAUUUGAAUCCACCUCCCCUGUGUCAGGCAGAUAUGGGAAAAUAAACUCUGUCACACUCAGCACAAGCGUUUAACAUUUAUACUACAGUUAAUUUGGUUUUAAAAUAUAUAUAUACAAAGGUUGCGUUCAGGUCCGAAACCUUUCUAGACUCGUUACUGGAUUGUUGCAUGGUCGUCCGGAACUGUUCCAUGAUUUUGUAUGUGAUACUGCACCAUGCUGUUCUUUAAACCCUAUGUAUGUUAUGUUGUGUGUUUUUUUUAUUGAUUUAUUUUAAUCUACUCUCAAUUCUGUAAAAAAACAUCUGCAGUUCAUAUGAGCUUCACCAUGUAAAACAGCUGCACUGUAAAUACACAAAAUACUAAAGUAGUUAUGAGAUGCCAAUUUUUUGUUGCUGUUUUACAACAGUUUGAGUCAUUUUAUGCUUUAUUUAUUGAAUCUCCUCGUAUAUAAUGAGUAUCGAUGAAUCAUUAUCCAUAUCUGUAGAGAGUUUCAUGUUAGAGAGGUUUUCUUGUUUGACGGUCUUGAGGAUCCAAAGGCGUUCUUGCAUGAGUAGUAAAAAGAUGGAUGGUUGUUUGUGAACUCUGGAAUGCAUUCCCAAGUUUUUCUAAGACUUUCAAAAAGUUGUUUGAGCACAAAGCUGUAUGGGUGUGUGACGCUCAGAGAAACUGCCUGCACAGCUGCACCACAGUGUGAACAGCUGGAAGAGACCGAGCUAUGUUACCUUCUGAGAAUGUAAUUCAGACUUGUUUACCAGUUCAAAGGGAAUGUUUCAAUGCCUUUUCAGUAAUAAACCUUUUCUACCUUUGGGCUUAAUCUGCACGCUCUUUUUCACACAUAAAUGAUCGAAUUCUUACAUUUGAUCACAUUUUCCAACAUGACUUUCAGUUUCCUUGCUCCAUUUGUUUUGUUAAUUGAUAUAUUUCUCUCAUUUUGUUUAAUAUCCAUUUUCUAUCAUUUUUCAAGAUCUUGCUCAUUUCCAAUAUGCAAAAAGCCACAUUUAUUUUAGCUCACCCUGCAUUAGAUUGAUUGAAAUAGACACAAAGUAUGGAUAUCUGUGGAAGACUAUUAAUGUCAGUCGGAAAGGUAAAAAAAAAGGUGACCAGUCUUUCAUUUUUAAAAACUUUUUGGAGAAUGUCGAAUUUCCACAAAAUGCUUUUUUUAAACGUUUAUUCUCAAAAUGUCAACUUCAAUCACAUUUAGAAUUUAUAAUGCAAAAUAAAAAAGAACAUCUUCCUCAAAUUUGUAUCUUCCUUAACACUCAGCAAAUAUGCACUAUAAUGAUAGACAUUUGAAAGACCAUGAAAUUAUUCUCUACCCCUUACAUUGACAUUUGAUGAUUGGUUAUAAGGGUAUUUUUUAAAUAACAGUUGCUUCUAAUAAUGUAAAAAAAUAGUCCCCUGUUGGUCAAGAGCCAAUAAUCCAGGGUACUACAUGUCCCAUAAUGCAACAAAUUGCAUAUUUAUCAGCCCCUGCUUGCCUGGUAAACAUUCCCUCCAACUGUUUUUACCAGACAUGAUGAGAAAACUGACCUUCAUGUGUUUUCUGUGAAGCUCCCACAUGUGAAAAGUGUCUAUACCUUGCCGAUGCUACAAAAACAUGUAAACCAUUUCAGGUUCCCAAGGCCACGGUACGCUUGAUGAUCGUUAAAUGGAGGAAGUUUGGAACAAUCAGGACUCUUCCUAAAGCUGCCCCCCAACCCACCCCACUGCCUAAACGUAGCAAUCAGGGAGAAGGCCCCGGUGAGAGAGGGGACAGAGAACCAGAUGGUCUCACUGGCACGGCUCCAGAGAUCCGGAUGCCUCUUCUCAGUAAAAAAAGACACAUGAAAGCACAUACUGCACUCUGUAAGAACAGGAUUUCAGCCCGAUGAAACAAGACUGAACUGAUACCGUAGAUAGGAUGGUGACAGGAUUUUAUUACUUAGCUGUUUAGAGGAGGAGUAUUGCUUUCCUACAUGCAGAUUUUCCAAUUUAGUAAACAUGAUUUUCCAUUCAAACCUGAGCGGACAGCAUCACAUGUAGGUCUGGGUUUGAGGUGGGAUGGACGUGUGGGGAAAUAAGUAGAAAAAUAGAUUUAUGACUAUUCACUUUAAAUUAAAAAGCAUCCCUUGUUAAUUUAAUGAUGUUUUAACAUAUAGAAAUACAUUUAUUUUAAAGUACAUACAUGUUCAAUUAAACCAUGAAAAGACA
Messenger RNA from Eleginops maclovinus (Patagonian blennie), 8086 nucleotides. RefSeq lists its product as uncharacterized. The coding region runs from base 309 to 4655 and encodes 1448 amino acids. NCBI's taxonomy places the organism in Eukaryota, Metazoa, Chordata, Actinopteri, Perciformes, Eleginopidae. Gene Ontology annotation, biological process: negative regulation of DNA-templated transcription. The transcript is spliced from 7 exons. The record is from RefSeq and is a predicted model, not a curated record.